UAAACUUUAUUACAAAAAGUAUGUGCUUUUUGGUAAUACUUUUCUUUCUUUUUUUUUUUAAAAGAUAGGGCACACAGCCCCAACACACCACCUUGCACAUAGAAAAUACUCAUUGGUCUUCACUAGUGAAAUUAGCAGUUGGUGGCUAAGGGCCAAUUUGCCUGAACAGGCUACAUAAGAACCUCAGAACCCAACCUAUUGUGAAGAAACAUGGGUUACUUCUGAGGUUCUAGAAUUCCCAGACGCUCUGCUUCAGCACUGGGAGCUUUUGCUCGCAGUUCUCUUCAUAGCUCUGUGAAAAGCUGUGCCCUGCACUAGGAUCCCAUCUUUUCCUAAAUCCCAACGAACAUGUUUCUCUUUCUAAUGAGUCUUUAUCUGCUUGGAUCCGCCAGAGGAACAUCAGGUCAGCCUGAUGAGCCUUCUGGUUCCAUAGAUCAUCAAGCUUCAGUUCAGCAACUUUCAGGUGAGUACUUUUCACUUGAAAACCCUUCUGAUGCUGAGGCUUUAAAAGAGACUUCUUCAGGCCAGAACAUUUUAAGUGAGCAUGAUUCCAGUGAACAUGGUGCAAGUGAGCACACUGUGGCCGAGCACACUUCUGGAGAACAUGCUGAGAGUGAGCAUGCUCCAGGUGAGCCUGCUGUGGGUGAACAUGCUUCGGGUGAGCACGCCUUGGGUGAACAGCCUUCGGGUGAGCACGCCUUGGGUGAACAGCCUUCGGGUGAGCACGCCUUGGGUGAACAGCCUUCGGGUGAGCACGCCUUGGGUGAACAGCCUUCGGGUGAGCACGCCUUGGGUGAACAGCCUUCGGGUGAGCACGCCUUGGGUGAACAGCCUUCGGGUGAGCAUGCCUUGGGUGAACAGCCUUCGGGUGAGCAUACCUUGGGUGAGCAACCUUCAGGUGCAACAAUUUCAAGGACAUCUAUAGGCAUAAUAUUAAAUUGCUAUGCAUGUGCUUAUAUGAAUGAUCAAGGAAAAUGUCUUCGUGGAGAGGGAAUCUGUACCACUCAGAAAUCCCAGCAGUGCAUGUUAAAGAAGAUCUUUGAAGGUGGAAAACUCCAAUUCAUGGUUCAAGGUUGUGAGAACAUGUGCCCAUCUAUGAAACUCUUCUCCCAUGGAACCAGGAUGCAAAUUAUAUGCUGUAGGAAUCAAUCUUUCUGCAACAAGAUCUAGAAGCCUGGGCCCUUGCUUCUAAUUUUGACUCAGGCAGCAAAAAGCCUCCAUCACUCUGUUUGGUUCAUUUUAUAUUUAGUUCUUUCCCCAGUCAACAACUGACCACAUCUGCCUCUGCUUGAGCAUUAGGAUGCGCAACAUCCUAUCUUUCUUCCCCUAUUCAUGCUUUUAUCCAUUCUUCUCUGUCCGGUCUUCCCUACUCCAACUCUAUCUCUCAAUAUUCCUGAUGCUUUGAUUCAAUAAAUUUCACACGGUUCAAG
Molecule: messenger RNA, 1430 nt
Organism: Saimiri boliviensis boliviensis (Bolivian squirrel monkey)
Lineage: Eukaryota; Metazoa; Chordata; Mammalia; Primates; Cebidae
Source: RefSeq, a predicted model, not a curated record